UGAAAAGAAACACGUGUAAAGUGUGUAACCCGGACUUGGGUGACUAAGCCGGAGUCUAAUUAAACACAUGCUUGCGGCGCCCAACGGUAUUAUAACCUGCUCUUGCUCCAGUCACAUCAAGCAUCAACAUUAAUCUCUCCACGUACGAUGGCUUCAUCAAGCGCUAGAGCAAAGCUUCUUGCUAAGAAUGAUAACGACGUCGUUAUUGUAGCCGCGGUGCGGUCUGCUCUCACUAAGGGCAGGAAAGGUGGCUUCAAAGAUACUCAUCCAGAGGAGAUCCUGUCCGGUGUUUUGAAAGCCGCCUAUACUAGAGCCAUGGUUAAUCCCGUCCUUAUUGAAGACAUCGCUGUCGGAAACGUCCUACCUCCCGGUGGUGGCGCCAGUGCUGCUCGCAUGGCUGCCCUUCAUGCAGGAAUUCCAAACACAACUCCAAUAAACACCGUAAAUCGUCAAUGCUCGUCAGGUCUUGCAGCUGUCAAUCAGAUUGCCAACGAAAUAAUUGCUGGACAAAUCGACAUCGGUAUUGGUUCUGGAGUUGAAUCCAUGACGUUUGGAUAUGGCGCUGGAUCCUUACCUCAUGGUUGGUCAGAUGAGGUCCUCACCAACCAGGAAGCAGAGGACUGUUUGAUUCCUAUGGGUCUGACCUCUGAGAACGUUGCCUCUGACUUUGGCAUUUCUCGCGAGGUACAGGACAAGUUUUCAGCUGAGUCCUAUCAAAAGGCUGCUGCCGCUCAAAGGGCUGGAAAGUUUAAGGAUGAGAUUGUCCCUCUGAAGGUCAAGAUAACCGAUCCGAAAACCGAAAAGGUUUCUGAGAUUGUCGUUGACGCGGACGAUGGUAUUCGUGAUGGUGUCACCGCAGAAAGUUUGUCAAAACUUAAGCCCGCAUUCACGAAGAACGGUUCGACACACGCUGGAAGUGCUUCACAGGUAUCUGAUGGCGCAGCUGCUGUAGUCCUUGCUCGCCGCUCCGUUGCCAAGCGGUUAGGUCUUCCCAUCGUCGGCAAAUACGUUACUUCAGCAGUUGUGGGCGUGCCACCGCGUAUCAUGGGCGUUGGCCCAGCAUAUGCCAUUCCUAAAGUCCUGGAGAAAACAGGACUCUCCAAGGACGAUGUCGACUUCUACGAAAUCAACGAAGCUUUCGCAUCACAAGCUGUGUACAGCAUUCAGAAGGUUGGCUUGUCGUUUGACAAAGUCAAUAUCAACGGGGGUGCAAUCGCAAUCGGACAUCCACUGGGAUGCAGUACGGGAGCACGUCAAAUUGCUACUGGUCUCAACAUCGCGAAACAACGUAAUGAGCGAGUGUUCGUCACCAGUAUGUGUAUUGGCUCAGGAAUGGGCAUGGCAGCUGUGCUCGUCAGCGAACAUUGAAACCCAUAGUAAUAGUAUUAUCAUAUUGCUUUCGAUCUCUCAUGAGGCUGUU
This is a messenger RNA of Suillus bovinus, 1420 nucleotides long. RefSeq names its product Thiolase, N-terminal domain-containing protein. The record is from RefSeq and is a predicted model, not a curated record. Gene Ontology annotation, molecular function: acetyl-CoA C-acyltransferase activity. The coding region runs from base 148 to 1368 and encodes 406 amino acids. The transcript has 7 exons. Gene Ontology annotation, biological process: fatty acid beta-oxidation; phenylacetate catabolic process. NCBI's taxonomy places the organism in Eukaryota, Fungi, Basidiomycota, Agaricomycetes, Boletales, Suillaceae. Gene Ontology annotation, cellular component: peroxisome.